Coregonus clupeaformis (lake whitefish) is the source of this 2076-nucleotide messenger RNA. RefSeq names its product BRISC and BRCA1 A complex member 2 (gene babam2). The record is from RefSeq and is a predicted model, not a curated record. Gene Ontology annotation, cellular component: BRCA1-A complex; BRISC complex. Gene Ontology annotation, biological process: double-strand break repair. Bases 288 to 1448 code for a protein of 386 amino acids. NCBI's taxonomy places the organism in Eukaryota, Metazoa, Chordata, Actinopteri, Salmoniformes, Salmonidae. The transcript is spliced from 12 exons.
CCCAAAAACAUGUACCGGAAGAUUUGGGUUUCCGCUACAUUGCACAACCACAACAUCAAAAUUGGCUGUCGUAAAAAUUAAUGAAAACAAAAAAUAGCUUUUUUGUCUUAAUUCAAGGUUAGGGUUACGCAUAAGGUUAGCAGUGUGGUUAAGGUUCGGUUUAAAAUGAAAUUUGAAUAAUUAUUUUAACUUUGUGACUGUGGUAACUAGUGACGACCGAUUAUUUGCUGUAAAAAUUGAAGCGUUAACAUUUUUGGAUUUCCAAUAAAAGAACCUGAGUGUGGAAGAUGAACAACAUGUUCCCUGAGGUUGCACUGAACCGCAUCUCUCCUGAGCUGCGCCCCUUGUUGUGCAGUGUUGUGCGGAAUGGUCGAGUGGGCCUUGACUCCACCAACUGCCUGCGCGUCACAGACCUUAAGACUGGAUGCACAUCUCUGACUCCAGGGCCCUGUUGUGAUCGAUUCAAGCUGCACAUCCCCUACGCUGGAGAAACCUUGAAAUGGGACGUCAUCUUCAAUGCCAGGGAUCCAGAACUACCUCCAGACUUCAUAUUUGGAGAGGACGCAGAAUUCCUGCCAGAACCCUCAGAACUCCCACACCUGCUCCAGUGGGAUGCGGGGGACCCGGAGUGCCUGCUGCAGCUGGUGAAGGAGCUGAUCCAGCAGUACCAUCAGUACCAGUGCCAGCGUCUGCGCGAGAGCUCCCGGCUGCUCUUUGAGUAUGACAGCCUACUGGAGGACCCAAACUACGGCCGCAGCAUGGAAAUCUACGCCGGCCACAAGAACAGCUGGACAGGGGAGUUCUCCGCUCGCUUCCUGCUCAAGCUCCCUGUGGACUUCAGCAACAUCCCCGUCUAUCUCCUCAAGGACACAGCGUUGGACCCCGGGGAAGACGUGGCUCUUCUCUCCGUCAGCUUUGAAGACGCAGAGGCCACCCAGGUGUUCCCUAAACUCUACCUGUCCCCCAGCAUUGAACACGCCCUUGGAGGUUCCUCUGCGCUACACAUCCCAGCAUUCCCUAGUGGAGGCUGCCUCAUCGACUAUGUACCUCAAGUGUGCCAGCUCCUCACCAACAAGGUACAGUAUGUCAUUCAAGGCUACCACAAGAGGAGAGAGUACAUUGCUGCCUUUCUCAGUCACUUUGGAAUGGGGGUGGUGGAGUAUGAUGCAGAAGGAUUCACCAAGCUCACUCUUCUCCUCAUGUGGAAAGACUUCUGUUUCCUUGUCCAUGUGGACCUCCCUCUGUACUUCCCGCGGGACCAGCCCACUCUGACUUUCCAGUCUGUGUACCACUUCACCAACAGCGGGCAGCUGUACUCGCAGGUGCAGAAGUCCUACCCGUACAGCCCCCGCUGGGACGGCAACGAGAUGGCCAAGAGAGCCAAAGCAUACUUCAAGAGCUUCAUCCCUCAGUUUCAGGAAGGGGCCUUUGCCACUGGGAAACUCUAGGACUAAAGUACAGCAGUGUGUUCGUGUGUGAGCAUGUGCGUGUUUGUGUGUGAGUGUGUGAAUGGACUGCACGAUAGUGAUAAUGUGCUUACUGUACAGGUACUCUCUAACUCCACGUUGAGCAUUUCAUGCUUUUUCCUGAACUGUCUCUUUUCCAUUUUAUUUAGUAGUUUUUCAAUUACUGAAAUGUUGUUGCUAAAAUGGUUAGGUUCAGUAGCUCAGAACCACUUGUGACAUCAACAGACUUGUGCCCAGCCAAAGUGUUACAACCUCAAACGAGACGUCACUUCUGAUCUUCAGAUUGGUUGUCAGAGAACUGGAAAAGGGCCCUUAAAGGGGAAUAACGGAACCCCUCUGACUCAUUGUUGGACUGUCUGUCAAAGUGUGCACCUCUCUCACUCAGGGACAGUGAGGUAGAGCUAGAGCGAGAGCUACAUCACAGGGUUAUGCAGCCCCCCCCCACUCACUGCAGCGCUAGAUAGAACUUUGAGGAAUAACACAAAUCUACGAAAAUAAUAAACUUUUGUUUACAGCGAGCACACUAAAUUGUCUUAAUCCUUGCCUUGAAGUCCUCCUUACUACUAUGUACAGCACCAGUCAAACGUUUGGACACACCUACUCAUUCAAG